This is a messenger RNA of Culex pipiens pallens (northern house mosquito), 1570 nucleotides long. RefSeq lists its product as uncharacterized. NCBI's taxonomy places the organism in Eukaryota, Metazoa, Arthropoda, Insecta, Diptera, Culicidae. Gene Ontology annotation, molecular function: DNA endonuclease activity. The transcript is spliced from 4 exons. Gene Ontology annotation, biological process: apoptotic DNA fragmentation; apoptotic process. Gene Ontology annotation, cellular component: cytoplasm; nucleus. Bases 233 to 1552 code for a protein of 439 amino acids. The record is from RefSeq and is a predicted model, not a curated record.
AAACACAAAGCAUAAAACGGCGAGAGAAAGAAGCAAGAGCAUCGUCCGCAUCAGCAACAUAAAUGCCUUUGGAUUGGCGAAAUUUUCGCACAUAAACAAACCAACCUACACACGGUCCGGUUCGGUGGUUUCUGGAGCGCGCGCGUACGACUGUGUCCUUGGCCAGUGUUGGGUUGUUCCUUUCGUUGGGUCCUUGGAAAAGUAACUGCUAGUGUUCAUUUGUGAAGAAAAAAUGUUCAACAUCCGGUCGUCCCCGAAAAAGUCCUCCGGCGCUGGUCCACUGCAGGGCUACAAAAUCACCAACGAAUUGAGGAGCAAGAAAUACGGAGUGGCCGCCAAUUCGCUCCGGAUGCUUCGGAUGAAGGCUGAAGAAAAAUUCAAGCUGGAAAAUUGUCGCGUAUAUCUGGCCCAGGACGGCGUAGAAGUCCUAGACGAGGACUAUUUCCGCACCCUCCCAGCGCAGGUCCUGUUCGUGGUGGCCGAGCGGGACACCAUCGUAAAAACUGACUUUGAGCUGAUGUAUGACGCAAUCCAGCAGACCCAUAGCGAGCUGAUUGAGGCGGGCAGCCUGGCGAAGCAGUUCGUGAGCAACAACCAGACGCAGAUCGCCCGGAUGCUGGAGGAGGCGCAGCGCGCCCAGGACGAGCGGACCGCCAAGAGCCGGCGCAGCGAGCACGCCGAGUGGUUUGAAGGUUUCGACAGCCGGGCGGGCCAAACGAAGGAGGAGAUCAUGCAGCGCCGCGGCCAGGACCGGAUCCGGGGUUACUUUUACAAAACCAAGGACGAGCUGACCAAGUGCGCCAUCUACCGGGGCAACGUGAUGGCGAAGGAGCUGAUUGACGAGAUGCUGGAGCUGUUCCGCCAUCUGCUGAUAGGUUUCGACUAUUUUAGCGCUAUUUUUGACCGCAGCCAUUCGGCGCGGCUGCCGGACAACGCGGAGGUUUCAGACCUGGUCGUGGGAAGUGGCGAACGGGUCGUUGCUGCUGCUGCUGCGUCGCCGGAAGGGCAGGAAGAUGAAGUGGACGCUCAGCGGAUCGUGCCGAAGCGGAUGAAGCUGGCGAUUAAGGAGACGCUGGAGAAGGACGGCAACGCGAUCGAGCGCUACCGGGUGGCGUUGUGCAAUUCUCGGGGCGAGUUCCGCUGCAUGGGGCUGUGGAACGAGCGCAAGUGCAAGUACGGAGCGCACGUGAUCAAUCCGUACGCCAGCCGGGAGAACAUGAUUCUGUUUCAGGUGUGGAAUUUGGACCACCAGGUCGAGAUAAGCCGGUCGGUGCUGCCGUCGAUCGUGCAGAACGUGGCGCGGGUCGUCGCGAAAGAGGCGGAUGCCAUGUGUCGGGUGCACAACCGGCGAGGUAAGAAACUCUCUGUGAUUACCUACUUUAUCGAGCUGUUUACGCUCGGCAACCUGAAGCUGGUGCACAUCGUGUGCCACGACAAAAGUAUUCACGACAUGAUCUCGAGGGGGGCGAUCAUUUGCGAAAAGUGCGCCGAGUACAAGUAUAUUAAGGAAUUCCAAAGCAAAAUACGCUUCAAUAAAAACGCUUUAAUGUAGGGUUAAAUGUAUAGAGGA